Messenger RNA from Thrips palmi, 1682 nucleotides. RefSeq names its product chitinase domain-containing protein 1. The coding region runs from base 142 to 1266 and encodes 374 amino acids. Gene Ontology annotation, molecular function: oligosaccharide binding; chitin binding. Gene Ontology annotation, biological process: carbohydrate metabolic process. The transcript is spliced from 9 exons. Lineage: Eukaryota; Metazoa; Arthropoda; Insecta; Thysanoptera; Thripidae. The record is from RefSeq and is a predicted model, not a curated record. Gene Ontology annotation, cellular component: extracellular region.
GGACAACAAACAACAACAAGAGGCAGAGGGAAACAACUGACAGUAGUGACUCGUUUCUCCCCUCUGUCAGUUGCCGGUAAACAAUAGCAGACGACGGCGACUGCCUGCAGACUGCACUCAAGCACUCAAGUAAUUUUCAUCAUGGGCUUUCCCACUGUUCUCAUUUUGAUUGGUGCCGUUGUUGCAUUCACAUCAGCAACAACUGCAGGCGAAGAGGAUGUCUGCCUUAAUGGUGCUCUAAGAGAAAAUCUAAUUGUUUCUAUGCCUCGCAACAAAGACAUGGCAGCUCAGCACAGUUUCAGAUGCUCAGAGAACACUGAAGGCAGACUACAACAUGGCAUGUCUUUAGGAUUCGUUACUCCAUGGAAUAACCAUGGGUAUGAUAUAGCCAAAUGGAUGGGGCACAAGUUUACUCAUAUAUCGCCUGUAUGGCUUCAACUUCGCCAUAAUGCUGAUAUGAAGUAUAAAAUAACUGGCACUCAUGACGUUGACGCUAAGUGGAUGAGAGAGGUGAAGAGGAAAGGGGCUAAAAUUGUUCCACGAUUAUUAUUUGAUGGAUGGCUUCCUCAACAAAUCCAAGAGUUACAAGAUGCUAAAGCUAGGGAAAAAAUUGUUAAAUUAAUAACGAAUGUUGUGACGAAAUAUGGAUUUGAUGGUAUUGUUUUGGAAGGCUGGAUACAAUUGAUAGCUUCAGGGCAUGUGGAGCUUGCUGUUGACUUUAUUGAACUCUUGUCAAACAAACUGAAAGAGCUGGAAAAAGAUUUUAUUCUUGUCAUCCCUGCUAUGAGAGGGCCACAGACUGUCUUUGGAAGCAAGCAUUUUGAUCUUUUGGAGGAAUUUGUGACUGCUUUCUCUGUCAUGACUUAUGACUAUUCAAACUUUAUGAGAACUCCAGGUCCCACCAGUCCAUUGAAUUGGUUAAAACAGUGUGUUGAACAUAUUGUUCCAACUGAAGGUGACCCCAGAAGAAAGAAAAUUCUUUUGGGUUUGAAUUGUUAUGGUUAUCAUUUUGUCUCUGGAGCAUCAGAACCAAUACUUGGUGAUAAAUUCAUUGAACUAGUUCAGUCAAUGAAGGGUAAAAUGAAGCUGGACAAGGAGGCUUCAGAAAACUAUGUUGAAGUCAGAACCAAGCAGGGCCGUCACACCAUCUACUUUCCUACUCUCUGGUCCAUCAAGAUGAGACUAGAUUUGGCAGAACAGCUGGGGAUUGGGAUUGCAAUGUGGGAGCUUGGUCAAGGGCUUGACUAUUUCUACGACCUACUUUAAGAUACUAGUGUGGGCUGCUUGAAUGGCUGUGGUAUAUCAUUAACGGUAAUCAGUCUCAUAAUUUUAAGUCAGAUAGUAAUUGUUAUCAACUUUUUAGGCCUGACAGUACUUGGAUAAGGUUCUCCAAUCCAUGGAGAUAGUUCUUGUCUGGGCCCUUGUCAUGAGAGUCUCCUGUAAAUGUAUGGGCAAAAUCAAUCAUGCGAACAUGAGCCCACACAGCUGGUUCUAUCUGGAAGUGUAAACAGAAUGGAUUAAUAAUGAUUGUGCUUGAUCUGAGACCUGAAAAAUAUUCCUCAACAUAGGGUACUUACAUUUGAGCCAAGUUGCGCACAGUCAUACAUCAGUAAGAUAGAACUUGAGUAAAGGUGCAAAGAUAUUUGUUGUGAUAUAAUAUUAAAUAUCCUUUUGAGUUGGGA